This is a messenger RNA of Gloeophyllum trabeum ATCC 11539, 1367 nucleotides long. RefSeq lists its product as uncharacterized. The record is from RefSeq and is a predicted model, not a curated record. The transcript has 14 exons. Bases 108 to 1157 code for a protein of 349 amino acids. NCBI's taxonomy places the organism in Eukaryota, Fungi, Basidiomycota, Agaricomycetes, Gloeophyllales, Gloeophyllaceae.
CUGCUCUCGAGGACGACGCUGCUUGUCGCUGGUAGUAGCAGCCUAGCAGUGUACGCCUGCCUUUAUCGUCGGGGCAGGUCUGCACUUAGGCUCUUGAUGAGCGGGAAAUGGUAAACUGGCACGACCCAGGUGUUCUCGCCCAACAAGCUGCCAUUUUCGACCGAUUGAACAUCUAUCUUUUUGGAUUAUACGGAUGGGAAUGGCUACAUACGCUAUCGUUCGAAUAUGCUUUAAUAUCGGGAAGAAUGACAUUUAAGUGGCCUUAUACCUUUUACUUCCUUGGAAGGUACACCCUCUUGUGCAUCCUAUGCGCCACGAUGCUUCUACGCACCGGACUAGUAGUCACAGUCAACUGCCAAGUGGGCUUCCAGGCGUUGACACUAGCAGGAAGCAUAGUCAUGGGGUGUGCGACGGCCAAUUUCGCCAUCAGAACGUAUGUCCUCUGGAAGGAUAUUUGGCCGGUGGUCCUGGGUCUAGUGCUGUUGGUUGUUGGUCAUUGGACAAUACUGUUGAUGUCUGUAACUAGCGUCUCCGCAUCGUGGAGUGCAGAACGGGGAACAUGCAUUUUCAUCAGCGCUGACCGUAACAGGGUGUUGAUGCUAUACACAUACACCAUAGCGAUCGACUUUAUUGUACUGGUCAUGACCUUCCUUCCGGCCGUUCGAACCGCGGGGCGUCUAUCCCAUAGUGCCCUGUGGGAUAAACUGUGCAAGCAAGGUAUCCUCUACUUCAUUGCGGCGUGCACCGCGUACAUUUUUCCGUUGGUGUUCAUCGUGCUGAAUUUGAACGAGAUCAUGAACGUUAUCUGCAGUAUUCCAGCUGGUUGCCUAAGCAUGAUGGCAUCCUGCCGCUCUGUAACAGCCUUGCUGAAAGAUGGGGACGACCGACGAGCAUCUCAUAACUCAGUACACUCCCUAAGCAACAGUGUGACGGUCGACUCAUUCAUAGUCUGGAACUCCUGCGACUCCCAUGAAGAGACCCAAGCGAGCAAUCUACCGCCGCCCAGCCUCGGCAAGACGUCUGACCCACACAUGAGCGGGCGCGCUACGGAGUCGCUCACGGAAGCCGGCAUGAGCCCGUUGAGCGAAACUACGGAAAAUCGCGGGAACGAAGGCUAUACACGUCCAUUGGUGCGGCCAACUCCUCCGACCUCGUAGCAAGGACCUUCACUUCUGCUACUGGAGGGAAUUACGAGGGGUCGUUCAUGCCGAUCCCCAGCGUGCCAAGGGCAGACGCAAUGGAAUACUGGGGGCAUGACACCACGUUGGCGUACAUAUUGACGUAGGAGCUAACGGUCUUUGAUUGCCUACCCCUUAUGUAAAAUAUCUAGAGCAAGGAUUCUUGACUACCGCCCGUCUUGAACAGAG